Messenger RNA from Mycena citricolor, 684 nucleotides. NCBI's taxonomy places the organism in Eukaryota, Fungi, Basidiomycota, Agaricomycetes, Agaricales, Mycenaceae. The record is from the annotation of a GenBank genome assembly.
CUCUUCCCUUGACCGGUCCUCUGACCAUUUGAAAAUAAGAAAGUCGCGCAGUAUCCAAGCGACGUUCCUAAAUGACCAGCCCCACUGCACCCGUCAUCGUCCUCACAGGAACACCAGGCACUGGAAAAACUUCGACAGCGCAGCUCCUCGUGGACGAGUCUCCGAUACCGCUGAAACACGUCAAUGUCGGGGAACUUGUAAAACAAAACGGAUGGUUUGAUGAGUUUGAUCAAGAAUGGCAAAGUUAUACGAUCGACGAGGACAAGGAGGACCAACUACUGGACGAACUAGAGACCGUCGUAGCUGCUGGAGGGGUCAUCCUUGACUGGCAUACUUGUGAAGCUUUCCCCGAACGUUGGGCAGAUCUUGUUGUCGUCUUGCGAUGUGAUCAUUCAAAAUUGUGGGAACGUUUACAAAAGCGGAACUAUCCACUGAAAAAAAUCCAAGAGAACAACGAGGCUGAGAUCAUGCAAGUUGUUCUCGAAGAAGCCCGAUCCUCUUUCCCCCCUGAAAUUGUGGUCGAACUGCCAAGCGAGACGAUGGAUGAUCUACAGGCGAAUGUUGCGAGAAUAGUGGAAUGGAUUGCAACAUGGCGGAAGGAACGCGGGUUUGCUUGAAGCACCAAACGGACAUACGGGAUCGGCCGCGGCAAGCCACACACAUGCGACGUCUACCAAGCGAUAC